Molecule: messenger RNA, 1440 nt
Organism: Penicillium griseofulvum
Lineage: Eukaryota; Fungi; Ascomycota; Eurotiomycetes; Eurotiales; Aspergillaceae
Product: putative amino acid transporter
Exons: 2
Coding region: 1-1440 (479 amino acids)
Biological process (GO): amino acid transmembrane transport
Cellular component (GO): vacuolar membrane
Molecular function (GO): amino acid transmembrane transporter activity
Source: RefSeq, a predicted model, not a curated record
AUGGGCUUCGAAGAUAUCUCUAACAACCAUGAGGCCGACAAGGUGAUGGGGCCGGAAGCCGAGAAAGAUGAGAAGGUCGUAUAUGCUCCUCCGCCGUUUGAGGGGGAUAUGGUCGGGGAGAUGAGUGAGGCCGAGAGGAAUGUCUAUGACCACGGCAUCAAGAAGUUCAACCGUCUCGGAUGGAAGCGACUCACUAUCGUCCUGAUCGUCGAGGCCAUUGCACUCGGCAGUCUGUCGAUUCCCUCCACCUUUGCAGUCCUGGGCAUGGUCCCUGGUGUGAUCUGCUGUAUCGGUAUCGGUCUGAUCGCCAUCUAUACCAGUUACAUUGUUGGAAUGGUUAAAUUGGCCUUCCCCGAGGUUGCCAAUUAUGCCGAUGCGGGUCGAUUGAUGGGUCAUCGGUUAGGAUGUGGUCGAUUUGGAUAUGAGCUCGUCAAUGCGAUGCUUGGUCUCCAACUAAUCUUCCUCACGGCCUCGCAUUGUUUGACAGGAACCAUCGCCUUCCUCGACAUCAGCAAGAGUACCAUCUGCUCGAUCAUCUUUGCCGUGGUUUCCGCCAUCAUCCUGCUCUUGCUCGCCAUUCCUCCCAGUUUCACCGAGGUGGCUAUUCUAGGAUAUGUCGACUUUGCAUCCAUCAUCCUUGCCAUUGGAAUCACCAUCAUCGGUACUGGUGUCGCCGCGACUAACUCACCCGGUGGCCUCUCCGGAGUCGCUUGGUCUGCAUGGCCAAAGGAUAAUAUCAGCUUUACCGAAGCCUUCAUCGCCGUGACGAACAUCAUUUUCGCCUACAGCUUUGCCAUGUGCCAGUUCUCCUUUAUGGACGAAAUGCACACUCCUCGCGACUUUGUCAAGUCCAUCUGGACCCUGGGUAUCACCGAGAUCUUCAUCUACACGAUUACCGGUGCUCUGAUCUACGCCUUCGUUGGUCAGGACGUGUCCAGCCCUGCACUUACCUCUGCCGGAAGUACCCUCAGCCGUGUUGCAUAUGGUAUUGCUCUCCCUGUGAUCUUCAUCAGUGGUUCCAUCAAUACUGUCGUAUUUGGGCGUCUGGUUCAUGGUCGCAUCUUUAAGAACUCCCCCAUCCGCUUCAUCAACACCAAGCAGGGAUGGCUGACAUGGCUGGCUGUGAUCACCGCCGCCACUGUUGUCGCAUUCAUCAUUGCCGAGGUGAUUCCUUUCUUCAACGACUUGCUUUCAAUUUCUUCUGCUCUUUUCAUCUCCGGUUUCACCUUCUACUUCCCCGCCAUGAUGUGGUUCAUGCUCCUUCGGGAGGGCAGCUGGAAAGAGCCCAAGAAUUUGAUGCUGGCAUUCAUCAACGGAAUGAUUUUCCUGAUCGGUAUGGUGGUGCUUGUUGGAGGAACCUACUCCAGCAUUGACGAUAUCAUUAUCAAGUACGACCAUGGAGACGUUCGCGGUGUUUUCUCGUGCGCUGCUCCUAAAUAA